Molecule: messenger RNA, 828 nt
Organism: Aspergillus affinis
Lineage: Eukaryota; Fungi; Ascomycota; Eurotiomycetes; Eurotiales; Aspergillaceae
Exons: 5
Coding region: 1-828 (275 amino acids)
Molecular function (GO): oxidoreductase activity, acting on the CH-OH group of donors, NAD or NADP as acceptor
Source: RefSeq, a predicted model, not a curated record
AUGACGAACCAACAUGCGUUACGUAGUCGAAUCCUCGUGACAGGUGCUAAUGGCUAUAUCGCCUCCCAUGUCGUCGAUCAGUUGCUUGGCCUUGGAUACAUGGUGCGGGGGACUAUUCGCGGCUCUAAGCCCUGGUUGAAUCAGUAUUUCGACCAGAAGUAUGGGUCUGGAUGUUUCGAAACAGUCAUUGUGCCUUCUUUUGAGGACAUGGGCGUUAUUGAAAGUGCACUAGACGGAAUUGAUCCGUCAUUCACUUGUCUGAUAAUACGGAAUCAACGGCAGGCUUCUGAUUUGACCUUUGGAUGUGACCCUAAUGCGGUGAUCCCGUGGGUUGUUCAGGCUACCCUGAGUAUCCUGGAAAUUGCGUCGCGGAAGCCUUCAAUCAAGCGGGUGGUCUUGGUAUCGUCUUCAAGUGCAACAUACCCCUUGACUCCGGACCCUGCAGGACGUCAGCUUCAUUCCGAUAUUUGGAAUGAUGCCGCUGUCAGAGCUGCAUGGGAUGAUAAUACUCCCUUGUCAGAACGAGCAGUCGCAGUAUAUGCAGCGUCGAAAACAGAAGGAGAGCGGCAGUCGUGGAAGUGGGUUGAGUCUCAUCGUCCGCACUUCGAGUUCAAUACGGUCCUUCCAUGCUUUGUUGUGGGCAAAAUUCUUCACCCUGAAAUACUGGGUUCUACAAUGGGCUCGGUUCGCGAGUUGCUUCAAGGCGACAGCACAGCGUUUUCGAAGUUCCCUGGACAAUGGUAUGUCGAUGUUGAGGAUACUGCUCGACUCUGUGCGCUCGGCCUGUUGGAUGACACCGUCAAGUCCGAACGGAUCUUUGCGUUUUGA